GGGAAGAGGCGUGUGGAGAAGGGCUGGCCGAGCAUCUCUACAUGAGAUGCAAAGAAUACAGCAAGAUCUAUGUGGUGAACUUUGCCGUGCUUUUCGUGACCUUCUUUGGGUGUUUGCUCUCCCUCAUUGGCAUGCUGGUGGGCUGCUUCCGACCCCUUAGAAGAGCAGGUGGCAUCACUUAUGGUUUGCUGCUGUUCUGCGGCUUUGCCAUGUUGGUCCUCAAUGUGACCUGGGCUUUGGUAACAUGGAAUGCGUUUACCAAUUUGGGCGAAUCAGCUUGGUAUCCCUAUCCCGACUUGGCCAUCGGUUGGUUCCUCCACCUUUAUGGCAGCUUAACUAUGCUCAUUUCCGCGCGAGUCUUUGGAUGGCUGGUGAUGCCAUUGGUCCGCGCCUUCGACCCUGAGGAGGAGGAUUUGCAACAACGAAAGGACAAGCUGAGAAUGAUGAACUUCUGGAAUCGGGAUAGAGAGCAGCAACAGUGCAUGAUGCAGCAGCAACAGCUACCUGUUCAGGUGCAGGGGAUGCAUCCUGGCCAGUAUGGUGCUUAUGGCAAUAAUGCCUAUGAGUAUCCGAUGGCCCAGGAGGGAGGGGCAAAUAUUUAUGGUGCCCCAAUGGGCCCAGGCCUUGCGCCUAUGGAAGCUCCAAGAGUUUGAGAUGCAGUAGCAGGCUAGUUCCUUAGCACGGCGUGCUUGCUAAUGUCAGUUUGAACCAAGAGCUGACGGUUCCCAUCUGAACGUCCGUGGCUUUGAAGUGUUUUGCUCACUCCGGACUGUCUAAGACAGCCUCAGCCGUCGGUCCAUCGCCUUUUAGCAAACUUAAGCAUUUGGGCGAGGGCUCAAAUGCAGCGCAGAGCUACCAGGGAAAAGAGGCAACUUUGUCCUGGGAAUGUACUCGUUUUUUGGCUGAAUUCUUUUGUUGCAUGCUUGUAUGCUUAUUGGGAAAGCUAUAGGAAGCUAUGUAUAGCUUUUGGCCCCUGAAAAAACAGAAACAGGUUCAGAUCAAUACUCCUAACCCUGAACUGUGUGACUCUGGAGCGUUCCCCGUGAUCCCAGCACAUGGCAAUGCUUCGCUAGCCUAGUUACUUUGCAUUUGAGAUCCGGUUCGCAGGUGUCAGAGACCCUUUUUUAUUCCAAAUGCUGUUUGGGGG
Molecule: messenger RNA, 1147 nt
Organism: Durusdinium trenchii
Lineage: Eukaryota; Dinophyceae; Suessiales; Symbiodiniaceae
Source: the annotation of a GenBank genome assembly